GCCCCGCCGCCGGCCGUCGGCGGCGCCGCGCCGGUCCGGCUCACCCCUAAGGAACAGGAGGAGAUCCGCCAGUUGCAGAGGGCCGACCAGCUGUUUGACAAGCAGUUCAAGUCCUGGGAAGAGCAGUUCAACAACUGGAAGGAAGAGAACAGGGGACAUGCGGACAAGUCCCAGCUAAAGGACUACGAGGAGGAGAUGCUGCAGAUGAAGAACAAGCUGCUGCAGCGGCGUGACCACCUGCGCCGCCGGCUGGCGCAGAAGCUGGCCAAGGCGCGCGGCGAGACGCCGCCACCCGACCUGCCGGCCCCGGAGCCGGGCUGGCCCCGCCGGCCAGUUGGCGAGAGGACGCCGAGCUCUGUCGGCACGCCGGACGAGCCCGGCUCGCGCGGCCGGCCUGGCGACGACUACGGCUCCGGCUACGGUGCGGACUACGGCGGCCGCGAGGACGGCGGCGACGGCUUUGGCAGGGGUGGCUACGAAGAAGCCAGCGAAGACUACGGCCCGCGUCGUGGCGGCUACGGCGCACGCGGCCGCGGACGUGGCGAGCCCCCGUCCGGCUACGGCGGUGGGUACGGCCGUGACCGGGGCGGCUACACCGGCGGCGGCGGCGGCUACAACGGCGACGACCCGUACGACCCGACAGAGAUGGAAGGCGGAGAGGGCGGCGAGGAAGCAUGGGCUGGCUACGGACAGAGCUACGAUGAGUGGGACGAAUAUGCAGACCAGGGAGGUCACGGCCAGGAGCAGGGCGGGGAUGACUGGCAGGAGGCGGGUUACGCGGCACGGCAGCAUGGCGGCUACCGGUACGGACGCGCCAGCGGCGGCCACCGCGGGGACGAUUCACACGCGGUCAUCGACUACGGCCACCAGAACGCCCUGGAAGUCGUCUCAAAGUUCGAAGAGGUGACUCAACGGGCCACGCCGCCGGAGGAGCACGGCUGGGAGGUGACGUGA
This is a messenger RNA of Pollicipes pollicipes, 954 nucleotides long. RefSeq names its product glycine-rich cell wall structural protein 2. Bases 196 to 954 code for a protein of 252 amino acids. The transcript has 8 exons. The record is from RefSeq and is a predicted model, not a curated record. NCBI's taxonomy places the organism in Eukaryota, Metazoa, Arthropoda, Thecostraca, Pollicipedomorpha, Pollicipedidae.